Molecule: messenger RNA, 2130 nt
Organism: Cygnus olor (mute swan)
Lineage: Eukaryota; Metazoa; Chordata; Aves; Anseriformes; Anatidae
Gene: SKAP2
Product: src kinase associated phosphoprotein 2
Exons: 13
Coding region: 108-1121 (337 amino acids)
Cellular component (GO): plasma membrane; cytoplasm
Molecular function (GO): protein binding
Source: RefSeq, a predicted model, not a curated record
GGUGUGGGCGGGGCCUCCGCUUCCUGCCCAUCGGGGCCGGGCGGGUGCCCGCGCCCCAGGCCAGCGGCUCCGCCCCGCCCGCGGGGUGUCCGCGCCCCUCCCGCAGCAUGCAGGGCGCCGCCGCCAUCCCCGGGGACGUCCGCGGCCUCCUGGCAGAUGUCGACACGUUUAUUUCUCAAACCCUAAAAGGAGAAAAUCUGUCCAAGAAAGCAAAAGAAAAAAAGGAUGUUCUUCUUAAGAAGAUAAAAGAGGUUAAGGCAAGUUACCCUCAAGAAUUCCAGGAUAAAGAAUUGGAAGAUGAGGAAGAGUCUGAGGGCUCUUUUUCUUCACCUCCUGAUAGUGUCUCAAUAGCAUCUGACCGAUACGAUAAAGACGAUGAAGGACACUCUGAUGGGAAUCUGUUUCCUCCUAUUGCAUGUCAAGAUCUUCAGUUUGUUCUGAAGGCUGGAUAUUUGGAAAAACGCAGAAAAGACCACAGUUUUCUUGGCUUUGAAUGGCAGAAGCGGUGGUGUGUCAUCAGUAAGACGGUCUUCUACUAUUAUGGAAGUGACAAAGACAAACAACAGAAAGGUGAAUUUGCCUUAGAGGGCUACACCAUCAGAAUGAAUAAUAACCUUCGGAAGGAUGCAAAGAAAGAUUGCUGUUUUGAAAUCUCUGCUCCUGAUAAGCGCAUUUAUCAGUUUGCAGCUGCCACUCCCAAAGAAGCAGAGGAAUGGGUACAGCAAGUGAAAUUUGUAAUACAAGAUAUGGAAUCUAAUACUAUUCCGGAGGAGGAAGAGGAAUAUGAUGAUGUUGGACAAGCGAGCAGUGAACCAAUAGAUGAUAGCAUUUAUGAAGAACUUCCAGAAGAAAGUGCUCCUCCAAAGGCUGAAGUGCCAAGAAAAUGGAGCCAGGAGAAAGUUACCACUGUUUCAGAUGGCAAAAAUACCGAUUAUGCCAAUUUCUACCAAGGUUUGUGGGACUGCACCGGAGAUGUACCUGACGAGUUGUCAUUUAAACGUGGUGAUGUUAUCUACAUUCUCAGCAAGGAGUACAAUAGAUUUGGCUGGUGGGUAGGAGAAAUGAAGGGAACCAUUGGCUUGGUGCCUAAAGCCUACAUAAUGGAGAUGUAUGAUAUUUGAGAGGCCUGGGAGAAAUCUGCACUUGAAAUCAAGAGUGGUGCGCAGCUGCAGUUUACAGACCCAACCUCUGGAAGAAGAUUCUGCCGUACACAUUUUGUGGUUUCGGUGAACGUAGUCAGAUCAUUGCCUUGUAUAUAUUAAACAUUAAAAACUGUAAUUGAUCAUAAUUCCACAGAAAUGUUCUUCUUAGUCACUUUUUAUAGAAUUGUAAUGCUAGGAAAUUAAAUAGAUGGUAAUUAACAUAUGGGGCACAAGCAGUCAAAUAGUGCCUGUUGCUCUUUUCUUAAGCAUAUUAGCAGCACUCUGUAUUGCUAUAUGUUUGUGUUCUUUCAGGGAAUUUGGCUGUGUUUACCUGUUACUCAGAUCUAAAAAAAUUAAGCUGGACUUCAAAAGUAGAAAACUAUUGCACAGUUCAUACAUGCAUUAAUUGUUUAAUGCAGUAGUUCACUGUACAUUUUUCUGCAGUUUUUAUGAAAAUCAAAGGAAAUUUGUGUGUGCUAUUUUAAGUCUUCAAAGUAUUCUGCUUCCAAAUGUGUUUUUUGUUUGGUUGUUUUUUGGUUUUGUUUUCUUUUAGUUUCAGCCAAUGAUUUAUUUUUCUUCUAUAUUUAGCUUUGUUAAUGUUAAUGACUGUUACGGUACUACGAAAUGAAGGCUUGGCUCUUUUGCUGAUGUAAAUCUGUCUACGUGGGGUAAUACUGUGCUGAUAGCAUUGUGACUUGGAGGUAUGAAUUAUGUGAAAAUUUGGCAAAGAUAAUAUAUUAAAGACAACAGUUUUUGGUAAGCCAACAUGAGAUAAAAAGCAGAUGAAUGAUUUUGUGAGUGGUAGUGGUGAAAUACUAAUUUUUUUAUCUGCACCUUGCUUGUACUUUUCACAGAGUAAAAUCCACAUACCCUGUUGUGUGGAAUUUCUGAUGCAAGUUGUUCAACAGACAUCUUCAGCUCUGAGUUAAAAAGGGCUGUGCCUGCAUUCUUAGUGUCAGGACUUUGUGGCUAAAAGCAUCAGUUGAAA